UAAACGGGGCAGCGUUUUUGAUUUGCACUACACGGAAGCGUCAGCAACACUUAACUUACGGUGAUGUAUUUCUUUAUAUCAUUACAAUAAAAACAUGUAAGCAGGACAGCCAGUCGCUAGUUUGACGCUAAGGUCAACCAGACUGACUUCCGGUUUUACUCAGUGACUUCCACCGCUGGUCCUCCGUUGGGUUCAAAACCAAGAAAUGGAUCGAAGACCGUCCGCGUUCUCGCUCGUCGUUGCUGUGCUCCUCGUAAGCCUUCAUGGGGUCUCGGCGGCUCGGCAGCCUCACAUCGUGUUCGUCCUGGCGGAUGACUACGGGUGGUACGAUGUCGGCUACCAUCACUCAGAGAUCAAGACACCGAACCUGGACAAGCUGUCGGCCGGGGGAGUCCGCCUGGAGAACUACUACGUCCAGCCUCUGUGCACCCCCUCCAGAAACCAGCUCAUGACUGGGAGGUAUCAGAUCCACACCGGCAUGCAGCACCAGAUCAUCUGGCCCUGUCAGCCGUACUGCGUGCCUCUGGAUGAGAAACUGCUGCCUCAGCUGAUGAAGGAGGCGGGUUACGCCACGCACAUGGUGGGCAAGUGGCACCUGGGCAUGUACAAGAAGGACUGCCUGCCCACACGCCGGGGCUUCGACACAUACUUUGGCUACCUGACGGGCAGCGAGGAUUACUACAGUCAUGUCCACUGCUUUCCCAUCAUCUCUCUGAACCUGAGCCGCUGUGCGUUGGACCUGCGGGAUGGAGAGGAGGUCGCUACCGCAUACAAAGGAGUCUAUUCCACUGAGCUGUUCAGCCAGAGGGCCACCAGCAUCAUUGAAAAACACAACUCGACCAAGCCUCUCUUCCUCUAUGUGGCGAUGCAAUCGGUCCAUUCACCACUGCAGGUGCCGGAGCGCUACGUGGCCCCCUACAGUUUCAUCAAAGACCACAAUCGCAGGCAGUAUGCCGGCAUGGUGUCGGCCAUGGACGAAGCAGUGGGCAACAUCACUCUGGCUUUGCAGAAGGCAGGACUCUGGGACAACACGGUCUUGGUGUUCUCAACAGAUAACGGGGGUCAGACGGUGUACGGGGGCAGCAACUGGCCGCUGCGAGGGAGGAAGUGGUCGCUGUGGGAAGGAGGGGUUCGGGGAGUCGGGUUUGUCGCCGGCCCGCUGCUGAAGCAACCGGGGACCGUCAGCCACGAACUCAUUCACAUCUCCGACUGGCUGCCAACACUCGUCAGCCUGGCAGGAGGGAGCACCAACGGCACCAAGCCGCUGGACGGAUUCAACGUGUGGGACACAAUCAGCAAAGGGUUUGCCUCGCCCAGACUGGAGCUGCUGCACAACAUUGAUCCUCUGUAUAACGACAUCAUGCCAUGUACUGGCACGAAGCAGCGGUUAACUUUGGCUCAGGAGGUCAGCGGAGGCUGCUGGGCCAACUCUGGCUUCAAUGUGUCCAUUCACGCCGCCAUUCGAUCCUCAAACUGGAAGCUGCUGACUGGCUACCCGGGUUGUGACAUCUGGUUCCCCCGGCCGGACCACAACAGCUCGGAGUCGAGGCCCUCGCAGGUGGAUCAGCUGAAGCCCGUCAUGCUGUUUGACAUAGAAAAAGAUCCAGAGGAGAGGAAUGAAGUAUCCGCUCAGUUCCCCGCAGUGGUGGAGUAUCUCCUCAGCAGGCUCUACCAAUACCAGAAAAGUGCUUUGCCCAUAAAUUAUCCCGCCGAUGACCCCAAAUGUGACCCGGGCCCCAGCGGAGCCUGGGGACCCUGGGCUUAGGUGAAGCUUUGUUUAACGUGAGUCACAACAGCAGGAAUCUCUUUAUGAAGAAUGAAGUUUUGUAAAUUUUUACUCUUUUAUGAUCGCGCUGCUUUUCUUUUUAACAGAAAAUCUUCAUUUUAAAGAAUUUUUAAACCAC
This is a messenger RNA of Scatophagus argus, 1904 nucleotides long. RefSeq names its product arylsulfatase B (gene arsb). Lineage: Eukaryota; Metazoa; Chordata; Actinopteri; Scatophagidae. The transcript has 8 exons. The record is from RefSeq and is a predicted model, not a curated record. Bases 206 to 1765 code for a protein of 519 amino acids.